AUGAUUCAAAACUCAACUACUUAAAAAACAUUAUCUAUCAAUAGUCCAAAGCAUUUUGGAACAAUAUUCAAACGCAACUUGACUUUAGAAGAUUAGCGAUUAAAAUCCAUCUAUCUCAAAGAUAAAGAAACAAUGUUUGAAGAAAUUUAGUAACUUAAAUAGGAAAAGAAUAAUCUAAUUUAAACAAUACGCAAACAACAAUCUUAGUUAUAGUAUUUCAAGAAAGAAUUAACAUAGUUUUAACGAGAUGAAGCAAGUCCAACAUAUAAUUAUUCAAGAUUAAAACAAAGUUAUUUAGAGAGAUUAGCUUCAAUUUAGGUAUUUAUUAGAUAGGCUAUUUAGGAAGAGAACUAAAAAUUGAAAGAGGAAUUAGGAUAAACUCAAAAUUAUUUGAAAUAACUUAAGAACCCUGUUGAAUAAUAAAAUAUAGAUAUUUAUUGUAUGCAAUUGUCAGAUGACAAUUUACAUUUAACCUAAAUAUUGGAAUAAAUUGAAAAAUAAAAUAAUGAGCUUUAAGUAUAUAUUAUUUUAACCAAAUUUAGAAAAUUAAUCAUAAAUUGAAUAUCAAAUUGAAUGCUUAAACAGUUUAAUGUCAUAAAUUGAGAGGUUUAAAUCAAUAAUUGCUUUUUGAAAUAGAUAAUUUAAAAAAAAGAAAUAUUUCACAUGAUAAUAAACCUUCAUAACGUGACAUUUAGAAAGUCGACGAAAAAGUAGUAAUUGAAUUAGAACAAGCUAAAAUUGAUAUAAGAAAUUAUUAAUAAAAAUUAAAACAUUGGGAAAAUAAAUAUAAUAGUUUAUAAUUGGAAGACUAAGAUAAGAUUGCUUAUUUAGAAAAAAAAAACAAAGAACUCUAAAAGUAAAUUUCUACUUUAGAAUUGUAAUUUGAAUAAGAAAGGUUAUAGUACUAAUAAAUUUAAUAAUAAUUUCAAUAACAACGAUAUUUAAGAAGAACAGUUGUAUUGAAAAAUCCUUAAAUUUUUGAUGAAUAAGAAUAAAAGAAUAACGAAAAUGAAUUAUAAAUCAAAAAAUAAAUAGCAGUAGAUAAAAAUGCUGUUUUACCUAUUGCAAAGAAAAUUCGUUUAAGGUUAAUUGGAUUAAAAGUACCUUUAAAUGAUGUAGAAAUGUAUUUACUGACUAGUGAAAACUUGACUUUUGAUUAACUGGAGGAAAACUUACAUUAAAGUAUAUUUGGAUUGGAAGAUUCGAAUGAAAUUCAUAUGUUAGCUGCUUAUCUUGCUGAUAUCGAAGAUGAAAGCGAAAGUACCACAAGUAGCAGAGUUAGAAGUAUAUUUAAAACAUUAAUGGAAAAUUAUAUUAUAUUAAAUCCUUAAUAACUUGAUUCAAUAAAUUUAACAAUAAUGAAUAAGAAAUAAGAACUAUAAGAGUUAUUAAUGAAAAAAUAUCCUGAAACAUUUACAAAUGGAUUUAUGAAAAUUGAAGUAAAAAUAAUUUAAUAAAUAGAUAUAUCUUGAUAUUCUUAUUUAAUUAGAUAUACAUUUUAGUAAAAUAGAAAUAGAUCAUUUAUAAGCUUUAAUAACAAAAUAAAAUCGUUCUCCUCGAAUUCUUCUAUAAUAAAUAUAUGCUCCUUUCUAUAUUCCAGAAAUUUAAUUAAAUAGUAAUUCUAAUAUUGAUGAUGAUGAAUUGGCUAAUCCUCUAAUAGGUGAAAAUCCAAUGCUUUCAGAAAAUCCACUAUUCUCUGAAAAUUAAAUGUCAGUAUCUGUAGAAGAUCAGGAAUAAAUGAGUGCUUUAGACAUCAAAAUGUGUAAUUCUCAAGAAUUAAGAAAAAAAAGUUAAUCUGAAUUACCUUAGAUCUGA
This is a messenger RNA of Paramecium sonneborni, 1815 nucleotides long. Lineage: Eukaryota; Ciliophora; Oligohymenophorea; Peniculida; Parameciidae. The record is from the annotation of a GenBank genome assembly.